Theileria equi strain WA is the source of this 1215-nucleotide messenger RNA. RefSeq names its product signal peptide containing protein. NCBI's taxonomy places the organism in Eukaryota, Apicomplexa, Aconoidasida, Piroplasmida, Theileriidae. The record is from RefSeq and is a predicted model, not a curated record. Bases 1 to 1188 code for a protein of 395 amino acids. The transcript has a single exon.
AUGAAGGUCGCUGCAUUCGUCUAUCUCGUUUCCAUCUUUGGAAUUUCUACUUGUCAUGGUUGGGAUGUUCCAUGGAACAAGAAGGAUGAUAAGAACAAGCAGCCUGCAGGCAACCUCGCAGGUUCUCAGGCUAUUAGCGGAUAUACAGCAUCAGUAAAUGGUACCUCUAGUAGGGUACCUGGCCAACCUGUUCCUCCGGCUGAAAAGGCUCCAGUCAAGAAAAAGGUUUCAGAAUCCAAGGAGUUACCGUUGCCUCACGAGUUCAUCUCCCUGGAGAAGAGGCGAUCGGAAGCUCUUCGAAAAUGGCAAGCUACGCAAAUGGGAGAGAAUCCGUUUCUAGACCCAUACUAUGAGGAAUUGCUGGAGAAAAAGAAAAAGGAAGAACAGGAACAACUACAAAAACAAGAGGAGCUUCAAAAGAAAACAGAGGAUGAAGGAGCCGAGCAAAAGGGGAAAGCUGCACAGGAAAGACCGGUUCCAGCCCCUCCAGCUGUAAAGCAACGCUCAGAUAUGAACCAAGAAGAGAAGGAUAAGGAAGACUUUGGUAAUCUGGAGAGUAAGGACAAAGAGUUUACAGAUGGCAUAGACAAGGUAAAGAAGGGUCUUGAGGAUGUUAAGUCAACCCUGGAAACUGCUCAAAAGACACUGUCAGAUUAUGCUCAACUUUACAAGGAUACAAAGGACAAGAGGAGCAAGGAGAGAAUAGAAGCAGCCAGGGAGGCUAUCAUGGCAGCUCAAGCAGCUCUAAGGGUCGCAUCAGGUGUUUCUGGAAAUACUGACGGUGAUAUAGGCAGCGUACUAGGGUCUCUUCCAGAACACGUGGAUUCUGAACUGCCAUCCGUAGAGAGCCAGGAGAAGGUCGUCAAGGAGGCUCUGGAAAAGACGGAGGCUUCCCUAGAGGUUCUAAAGACUCUAGAAGCCCUACCAAAGUUGAAUGAUGAAGAAAAGGGAAUGAAGGAAAAGUAUGAGACUAAGCCUGAAGAGAGCACUGGUGCCAAGCCUACUGAGGCAUCGACGAGUGAAGAGAAUGUCUCCUCCGAUACCAGUAGCCAGAUGUCAUUUGGAAGUUCAACUCAAAGUAGUUGGGACAAUUCAGGAAGUGGCCUAGACUCCCCUUCCAGUGGAAGUGAAGCAACUGGAGCAGAUGAAGACGAUAAAAGGCCUGUCGGAGCACCAGGAAUGGACUAGAAGGCUCCGCUUAACGAGACAGUACUC